Molecule: messenger RNA, 1529 nt
Organism: Tricharina praecox
Lineage: Eukaryota; Fungi; Ascomycota; Pezizomycetes; Pezizales; Pyronemataceae
Exons: 1
Coding region: 227-1060 (277 amino acids)
Cellular component (GO): SAS acetyltransferase complex
Molecular function (GO): histone acetyltransferase activity
Source: RefSeq, a predicted model, not a curated record
CAUCCAGAUCCCGAUCGUUCGGCGCGAAGUCUGCGAAGGCCCACGCACAUCUACCCGGAGCGCACCCGCGCCCUCGCCAGCUUCGGACGUCCCCACGGCGGCCGAACUCCUCAUCUCCCCCUCCAAGAGCGUUCUCGCGAUACCCACGCACGAUCCGGACAUAGUGCGCAUCCGCAACGUGCCGAUCCAGACGAUCUCACUCGAGGAGGAGCUAUCGAAGGCGGGCAUGCGGCCUCCGCGCUUCACGACCGACCCGCUCGCGGAUGCAGUGUACGUCUCGGCGCACACGGGCGCUGAGCGCCUCGAGAAGCGCAGCAAGAAUAUCGAGCGCGACUUGCUGCACCAUAAUGCGGCGAAGAUCGAGAGUGAUCUGGAGAAGCUUCGCGGCCCGGAGUGGUGGAAGGUGAUUGGCCUGAGUCAGGCGGUCGUCGCGGCCUGCGGAAAGAAGGAGCUGGCCAAGCGGAAGGAGCCGUUGGUGAAGCAUCUCGAGGCCACUCUCGAUAAGUACAAGGCGUGGAGCAACAGCGAGAAGAGGAAGAAGCAUGGAAGGACCAGCAAUAGUCCCAAGGACAGUCAGGAUAGGGAUAGCUACGACAACACCGGCAGUGAGCGCGGCGGUGGUAGAUUCGCUUCCCACGAGAGCGGAGUGGCGGGAGAGGAAGGAUACGGAGGAGAGGAGGACGGAGAGGAGGAGGAGGACGAGGAGGAGGACGGCAACGAGAGCGACAUCCACAUCCAGAGGAGAACCACGAAGAAGCGCGCUCCGACCUUGAAGAAGGCCAGGCGCACGUCACCUACCGCUUCCGACGCAAGAGUGCAGAAGAAGCAGCUGCCACCGAAGCCGCCGAAGCCCGAGCCGGAAUUCACCUCGUUCUACGACACGCCGUCGGCCCGGCUACAGGCCAUCAGCAAUAACCGCCGCAAGAGCUCGCGCAUGCAGACGGCUUUCGGUGUUCCUCUCCCCACUAUGGAGGAUAAGGAAUUCCAGCUGCCCGAGGAGCUGCUUGCUAGCACCUCGGCUGCGAGGCAUGCCAGGGCCAGGAAGCGGUUGUCGAGGUGAUCGAUCCCUCUGUAGAUGCCCGAGUACAGUGUGUUGGUGCCACUGGAUUGGAGGUUCCUCGUUGGAUGGAUGUACAGUUUUCCGGGAGUGGGUUUCUUUUUUUCCUUCUUUUCCUUUCUUCUUGGGUGGGCUUUCGGCACCCUUGUGUUUCUUUUGAGUACUUUUGAUUCUCUCUUAUAUUCUCUUUUUGUUUCUAAUUGGGUCUGGAUUUGGGUUGGGGGUGUCAAUGGAUGUGUUUUCCUUUUCCGCUUCUGUUUUCCUUUCUCGCUGGAUGGGAUGGGAAUUCGAAAUUUUGGAUGGAUGGGAAACUGUAUACUAGUAUUACAGAUGCGUGCUGUGCUGUGCAGGUCGGGAAAUGGAUUGAAGUGGAUUGAAGUGUAUUGAAAUGCAUUCCUGUAGAGUACGGUACUCUACAUUAGGUACAUUAUGUAACUACAAAGCAGGAGCUGUAACCUCGUCUUCGGUCUGG